Molecule: messenger RNA, 3443 nt
Organism: Blastomyces gilchristii SLH14081
Lineage: Eukaryota; Fungi; Ascomycota; Eurotiomycetes; Onygenales; Ajellomycetaceae
Product: arginine metabolism regulation protein III
Exons: 5
Coding region: 350-1720 (456 amino acids)
Biological process (GO): inositol phosphate biosynthetic process; phosphatidylinositol phosphate biosynthetic process
Cellular component (GO): nucleus; cytoplasm
Molecular function (GO): inositol-1,4,5,6-tetrakisphosphate 3-kinase activity; inositol hexakisphosphate kinase activity
Source: RefSeq, a predicted model, not a curated record
GCGACUUCUUACUUCUUUCGGCUUCACCGGUUGAUUCCAAUUAAUGAUUGCCAUCAGCGAUGCAUCCAUCUGCCCAACUCUCCAUCCUCUCCUUUCCUGUCCUCUUCUCUCCUCUGCUUCUACGGCUGAGCCAUCUCCUCCUUAAACCUCUUCCGCUCCUUAUUUGUUUUUGAAAGCUUGCAAUAGUUAUCCUUCUCUCCUUUGUCAACUCUCCCCCCGCUAUACUCGCUGUUGAUUCCCCCUUUGUUGUCCGCUAUCAUAAUGCGUUGAUAGCCUUCUCAUUCUGUGUCCUGUUUGAGCUCCCAACACCCUUGUUCUGCUAGUGUCAGAUUGGUUACUGUGUCUUAUCAUGCCCUCCGCUUCGGCUCCGGAGAAUCGCAAGGCCCAGAAACUCGAGGAGGACACUUUUGUUGCAUUUGGUCACGCCGCUGCUGGACAUGAUGGCGUGCUCUGCAAUCCCUCCGGUUCACUAAUCGCAAAACCAUGUACUCUCCAAGAAAUUGAAUUCUACGAGUCUAGUCUCCACCACCCUAGCUUCCAGCAAUUUAUGCCCCAGUUCAUUGGCACUCUAUCCAACCCUACGCCCGCAAAUGUCCUUGAAAUCCCAACAAGCGAAAGCAGGACCUCUUUAGUUACUGCCGCUGUGGACCCGUCUGCGACUUCAUCCUCCGGCACGGAUUCACCUCUGACUCCGGAGCUUGGUAGAAAGCCCGAUCUUGUUACCGUGCCAGUUGCCGUCGCCUCGCAUAAAGAGCCCGCCGAAUGGUUUCCGUCCCAGGGACAGAAGAUCACCAGCAGCGUAUCGAUAGUGCUUGAGAAUGUGACGGCAGGUUUUAAGCGACCAAACGUCUUGGACGUAAAGCUUGGCGCCAGACUCUGGGCGGACGAUGCUGCUCCUGCUAAAAGGGCUAGGUUGGAGCAGGUAUCUUUAGAAACUACGAGUUCUGUGUUAGGAUUCCGCAUCGCCGGGAUGAAGAUAUGGGUUGGUGAGAAUGCGGAAAAAGAGGAAAAGGUUCUCGGAACUACGCAAACGAAAUCACAUGACACCAUUAAAUCGAAACAAAUCGUUGUCGAGACCGUGGAUGGGUACAGGCGGUAUGACAAGUGGUAUGGUCGCUCAUUCAACGUGGACAACGUUAAGGAAGGCUUCGAGACAUUCCUCGAUGGCGCCAAGGAGGGUAAAAUCGAUAGGUCGAAAUUGAUCGCCAAGAGAAUAGCGGAAAGGUUACGCGCUAUGCAGGCAGUUCUUGAGGCGGAGGAGAGCAGAAUGUACUCCUCCAGCGUCCUGAUUGUCUACGAAGGGGAUCCAGAAGCGUUGGAGGAAGCUCUCGUCAGGGAAGGUAACGCCGAAACUCAAGGAAAUAAUGGUAAUAAAUUAGACGACGGAUCGGAAUCGGAGGCUGAAUACGAGAUAGAGAUUCCUGGGGGCUCCUCAACCUUGCAGAUCGUCGAUAUGAAGGUGGAUGGGGAAUCAAUCACACCAGGCGGCAUUAAGCUCGAGAUCAACCCUAACAACCUCGGGGAAAUUGAUUUUGACAUCGACGGAGUAGGAGAAGAAGAAGACGACGAAGACGCAGAUGAAAUACCGCACAAAGUCCAGGAUAUCCGCUUCAUCGAUUUUGCCCAUGCAACAUGGACGCCUGGGCAGGGACCGGAUGAAAAUGCACUGCUGGGGAUUCGAAGCUUAGUGCGUAUGAUGGAUGAGCUUGCGGAAGCCUAAAAAGAAAAAGAAAAAAAGCUGGUCACAGCCGUGGAUUUCAAUUGUGACUUGUGGCGCACCUAGAAGGAAAAUGGAAAAGGAAAGAAAGAAAAAGGAAGAAAGAUAUGAACGUGCAAUUGAAUAAAACGAAUACGAACUGAUAUUCCAUCCGCUAUUUUAUGGCAUGGCAAGGCGGGCAAAUUUCUCACCCUUUUCAUUGCUUGAAACCGCGUUCCUCAACCUACAAGCAACACUCUCUUAUCCCUCUCGAUAUCCUAAUUCCCUAAGCCCAAAACUUGCAUAGAGCGUUGAUAUUUCCUAGUGAUUAUAAUGAGAUAAUGAAAACGAGCAUGCGAACACCUCACCGCUCUGAGGGCGGUUAGAUUCUGGUUAUUCUCACAACUAACGGAAAACAAAAUAAAAUAAAACCAUAGUUACAUGAAACAAUUUCUUCAUCGGCUCAAGGGACACAAGGACCAUCCUGCUACAGUGAAGCCAUAUAUUGUGUAUUGUAGACCGACUAGUAACUAGACAUCUGGGCAAGAUGGUACAGCAUAUACAUGUACAUGUACGAGUUUACUCUGUACAAGUAUUUGUAGGCUACUGGGGCAAAAGAGCUCAGUCACCACCAGCGCACUGCUGGUAGAAGGGCCGAUCAACCCAGGACCCUCAACAGUAUUAUUAUUGAAGAUCGGAUGUCAUGCCGCAUUAGGCUAAGCGGCAAAAUGCUGAAGCUCGAUGAUAAUGGGAUCGGAUAAAUAUUAUUUGCGACCCCGGCGGAUUCUCCAGUGACAAAAGGCGGAAUGAAGCAAGCGGUAUACGACAUACACGGGCAGGAUACCAGGCAGUCAGCAAAGACGAGACUGAUUCGAGAUGUUCCCUACACGCGCAUUAUUGAAGCGAUCGGUAUGGAAGGGCCCGAAUAUUGUCCCUCUCCCGCUACCAAAGACCAUGCCUCCACCGCCCGGCACACCCGCGAUAAAGACCCAAGCGCGCUCUGCGACGAUCCUGCCCAAUUUCGUCGGCUUGAAGUUUGCGGUGCAUAAUGGCAAGGUGUACAAUGAGGUGUAUAUUACCGAUGAGAUGGUGGGGAGGAAGUUGGGGGAGUUUUCGCAGACACGGAAGCGGUUCAGAUAUGAGCAUUCCAAGAAUUAAGUAUAUAUAUACCUAGGAACGGGGGAUGUGUGGCUGGUAGUAUGGUCCACAUGGGCGCUGAAGUCGUAGCGGUUUGGAUAUUGCUACUGUUGCUGGUCUCGUCGUGGGAUUUUCGUGUUUGGAGCGGAAGGAAUGGAUGUUGAGCAAUUUCUUCGACGAGGGAUAGAUAACACAUCCUUUAAUGUUCCCGGUGUGCCGUGUGCUGUUUCCCACGCAAUAACAACAGCAACAACAACAAUCGACCUAUCUACCAUGGAAAUGGAGCGGCGGAAGGUUGGAUAGAGGGGCAGGAAUGAGAUGUCGCGGCGAUAUCGAGCCCCGCCUGAUCUCUUGUGAGCAGUAUUGAAACCUCAUCAUCGCCGCUGACCGGGCGAGGAGAGAUGUUUGCAAACGGCCCCAGGGAGGUGUAGGGGGGGCUUCAGAUCGUGUAGCCCGGUAAAGUUUUUUCUAUUUCCUACAAAAAUUUAGAGCGGGCGUCCAGGAUUGAUUUUGGGAGAAAAAUCAAAAGGUUCUUCUUUACUUGUUCCUGCUUUGUAUAUGUAUAUAUAUUUUAUUGUAUAUUAGAAGUCCAAUAAACUUUUCGUUGCUA